Molecule: messenger RNA, 1121 nt
Organism: Ananas comosus (pineapple)
Lineage: Eukaryota; Viridiplantae; Streptophyta; Magnoliopsida; Poales; Bromeliaceae
Product: myb family transcription factor PHL11-like
Exons: 6
Coding region: 39-722 (227 amino acids)
Molecular function (GO): DNA binding; DNA-binding transcription factor activity
Source: RefSeq, a predicted model, not a curated record
AAUAUGUCAUGUGUUCACUUUCCUUUCAUUAAGCUCACAUGAGAAUUUCCCUCAGCAAAAUUAACUACUUAUUAAGCAUUAUAGCUAUCAAUAAAGUUUCUAACUUGUUCAUCUUAUUGUUCCAAAAAUUUCUUGCAUUUGACCACUUUUUGUUACAGAAAAUGUCUUAUAACCAAACUCAAAGUCGAGGAGCUCAGAUAAGCGAAAGAGACAUCCAAUUCUCGAGAAUCGCUGCGCAGCAAUGCUGCUUCUUCGGUUUGUGCCCGAGGCCUCGCCUUCGCUGGACUCCUGAGCUCCACGAUCGGUUCGUCGUUGCUGUUGCGCGGCUCGGAGGUCCAAAUGAAGCAAAGCCUACAGCUAUAAAGCAGUCGAUGGAAGCAAUGGGAGUUCAUGGCCUUACUCUUCGCCAUGUGAAGAGCCAUCUCCAAAAGUACAGGGCUAACAAUAAGUUGAGCAAAGAAAAGGAAGAAGAGCAAUACAAGGAAGGACUUAACAAUGAAGAACAUUCUCAUAGUCCGGCGCCGAAUCCUCACUGCAGCAGGAGCCCUGAACUUUACUGUGAACCAGCAAGUCAUCAGAUAGAGAAUUGCACAACAUUCCAAAAUGAAAUUGAGCAAGCUGAGAAGAAUGUGGAAAUGCUGAAGGAUGCUCAUGACAGAUACAUGGACUCGUUACUCGAGCGCGCGUACACCGCAGCUGCUUCAGAAUUUUUCGACUCAUAAGUUUCUAACUUAAACCUAAAUGAAUUUAAUCCUUCCUGGGUUAAAUAUUGCAUCAAACUUAUCUUUCAUUCAAAUAACUCCAAGUAUUAGACAUUGUGUGAUCUUAUUUCAAACAGUGAUGAUUGCUCUUGAUAAUGAUUUCUAUAUCCUCUUUUCAUAAUAGGCUUCUAAGUUUUGAUAUCGAUUCGCCAUUGGCAAAUCAAAGAUAUCAUUCUAAAUAAGAAAUUGAAAAUAUGUUGCAAGUAGUUUAAACAUUCUUUUUUAUGAAAAUGAUGUAGAGGUUAUAUUUGCUUAUUCUAUGGUCAUUUUGUAUCAUUCUUAUUGUCCAUAGAGAAGCAAUAUGCUGUGAAACUACUGUUUUUCUAAGCCUAUAUGACACAAAUACAAUCAUGUAAUUUU